AUGGUGGUCCUCGUUGACCUGGACGACCCCGACGAUGCGCAGGCGCACCUGGUGCACCGCUUCCCGCCUACGCCAGCAACCAGCACAAAGGACGACGACAGCCGGCCGAAUCCUAACAUCAAUGGAUUUUCAGCUGCCCUGAGCUGUUAUCCCAUUGUAAGCCAGCUCGCCCGCCAGCUCGACCUCAACACGCUGCACAGCUUGUCGCGCACCUGCCGCCAGUUCCGCGCGAACCUGCUCGAGUACCGCGACCAGCUCAUCCGUCACACGCUGCACUGCGUGUAUGAGGACGAUGGGCCCGGUCCACGCUUGGGCUCGAGGCUGCUGGAGGCGCGGGCCAACUUCUAUACGUCGCGCCAGCUGACGAGCGGACGCGUGGGCAAGUGCGCGCGGGAUAUGGUCGCCGAGUGCCAGCGUUGCAGCACUGUAGUUUGCAGGAACUGCACCGUGAAGCCGCCGCCUACGCCCACCUUGCGAGCGCGGCACCGGCGCCUGUGUAGGACAUGCACGAAAGCACCCCUUAGCCUCCUGACGACGACCAAACGCCCGCGCUCGUCUUCUGGGACGCCCUCGCCUCCGGGUACUCCCGACUUCCGAGCUUCGCUUUUCGACGACGACGACGCGCCCCGCGCUUUUACCUCCCCCGCCUUCGAACGAACGCCGUGCAUAUGUGAUGACACGGUCUGGCUGUGCCAGCCGUGCGGCCAACACUUGAAGAAUGCAGACACCAUGUACGUCCGCGCCUGGACCUGGCGAACGCGAUAUAGCCACUACCUCGGCGGCGUAGGCACCGGCGCCGGCGAAGGCAACGAGGGCGUUGAAUGCGGCCGCGGGCCCAGCUGCCUCGCUGCACGGGCCGUUGAGCACGAGGUCGACUACAAUGCCGAUAUCGCCGAAGCGUACGGUAGUCUGGAGAGCAACUCUUCACAUUCGCCAGAGCGGUGGACGGGCACGAGCUAUCACACGCAAGAGAUCGAGGGGAUCGGUGGCGUUGUCAAGAUGAAGCUCAAGAAGCAGGUCUAUGUCGGCGAGUGUGUCAAGAUCUACGAGGACGAGAGGGACAAGUCUAUACGCUGGCUAGAACGAGAGGUCUCGGGCAAGCUAAGAAGCUGGUGCUCUUGGUGCGAGAGGGUUGUCCCGGGGGAGAAGGACAAGGCCGAGGCGCAGGGGGUGAGGCCGCCAUCCAGUGGAUCGAGCUCCCCUGCUUCAUCGCGGUAA
Molecule: messenger RNA, 1218 nt
Organism: Didymosphaeria variabile
Lineage: Eukaryota; Fungi; Ascomycota; Dothideomycetes; Pleosporales; Didymosphaeriaceae
Exons: 3
Coding region: 1-1218 (405 amino acids)
Source: RefSeq, a predicted model, not a curated record